CUCGCUCGAGAGUUAUUGAAAGACAGACAGACGGACAGGUCGAUUGCAUAAGCCCUGGUUGGGGCUAAAAAUUAUAUGCAAAUCGUUCAUUAUAGUCUGGCUUUUAGAUAUUAAUGCUAUCUUAAAAGGCCCCGCAAAGUUGCUUGGAGUAGGUUUUUUUACUACUACUAAUUUUACUACUAAAAUAGUAAGUGUAUUUCAUAGUUUAUCAAAGUUUUAUGUUAAUAAAAUGUAAAUAUCAGUGCAGUUGUAAAUGUGAAAUCGGCUAUUUCGGCGUUCUGUUAGAAAUUUGUGUGCUUUAAUUACCGUUAGCGACGGCCCAAAUAAUUAGCACUUCAAAAAUGGAAGUUUUUGAGGCUAUCGAAGCAACUGUCGUAACCUUGUAUUAUGAUAAAUUGUCAAACAAUCUUGGCUGAGCAUUGUCGCCUAAAUUCUUCGAACUUAAAUUCAUAAAUUUCACCGAAAAAUUGUAAAAAUGGGCAAGAAAGGGAAGAAAGGAAAGGGAGGGAAAGUGACGGAUGGGUUACUUCCGGCGGAAAUGGCUCGUCCAGCCUUGCUCGGCUUCAUGGUUCGAUUACAGGCUGAGAUGGACAAGGAACGCGAAGAGAGAAACUAUUACAUGUUGGAACGUGAAAAAAUGUUCCAAAUGUGGAACCUCUUGAUGGAACAAAUUCAACUCGAGAAGGAAAAAGCGGCCUUAUUCGAUGCACACUUGCAAGAUGUCGAGAAAAUGAAAGACGGCGAAGAAGAUUUGUACAACCGAAAGCUUAGAUUUCUAAAGCAGGAGCAUUCCCGAAAACUCGGAGACAUCCGGUUACACCACUUGAGUCUCAUGAAGCACGUCCAAGACGACAAUUGGGCGAUCCAAGUCGUCAUGCGGGAAGUCCUCAUGGGUCGGAAAAAGGAGAUUCGCCAAGCCCAGAUGGCCUUCUACCAAAUAAUCCGAGGCCUUUAUUGGAAACAUGCCAAAGACGUGUCCGACAUGCGGAAGGAAUUUGCUCGUGAAAUUCGGCGUCUCGAAACCUCCUUUGACCGCCGUCUUUUUGACCAAAACGAGAAAAAGGACGAAGAACAAGAACGUCAAGUUGUCAUUCUCGCGACGAAUAAAGAAUCCCAGAUCCAAUCUCUAAUAGAAAACCAUCGUAUUGCGGCGGAAGAGCUCGCAAAAUAUUUCAAAGACUUGAUUCGACACAAUCUCGGCCUUAUUUGCGUGAUGAAAGAUUCCGCAAAGAAGGAGAAAAUGAUGGAACUUCGUAGUAAGAAGAAUUGCGAAGAUUUCAAAGCAAAAUAUGAGAAUUUCGUGUCCUCCGCAGUCCAGUGGAAGCAGGACAUGGAGCGAUGGUCUGUUGAACACGUGAAUGACGACGUUGAAGCUCUUGCCACGGAAUUGAGGGAUGUCAAUGAGCAGUGCAAACGACUCAAGCAUGCCCAACGCAUGGUGGAAUGUUCCAAUGAAACCCUUCAACAACGGAUGACCCUCGUUCUCAAGGAGAAAGAAGCCUUGCAAAAUCAGUUUGGAAGAUCUAUCGUGGAGGCGCAAAAACGCGGCUUGAUGAACCGAUUUGUGAACGAGAUCAAGAAAAAAGCGGCCAAAAGAGAGGGAGAACUUUAUGAAGCGUUGGCAGACAAUGUUGAAAAGGCUCCGGGAGAUGAUACCAAUUAUUUUGAGGCUUUGAUGAGUCCCAGAGAAAGAGACAUGGCAUACAUUACUGCGGAUAUCACAGAAUUUGCUACAGAGCAUCAAAAUGUGGAGGAGAGCUAUAUGGAAGCCUUUACCAAGAAUGAAAUUAAUUUGGCCGAUAUUGGAUUUCCGGUCAAGAAAACGGGAGCAAAACCUCGCGGAAAGGAGGAAGAUCUCUUAAACGCGACGGAAAACGAACCCCGCACAAUGUCCAAGCGACACCGCAGCGGAGUGACCAAAGAGAGCCGGAAAUCGUCCCGAAGAAUAACGACGACAAGUUCAAAACAGUCAAUGGCAGCUCGGCCAGCUGCGAGUACGUAUGCAAAUAGUUCGGGAAGUUGAGCGAUAAUAAUUAUUGGACAAAUUACUACUA
Molecule: messenger RNA, 2054 nt
Organism: Folsomia candida
Lineage: Eukaryota; Metazoa; Arthropoda; Collembola; Entomobryomorpha; Isotomidae
Product: dynein regulatory complex subunit 4
Exons: 7
Coding region: 476-2023 (515 amino acids)
Biological process (GO): cell motility
Cellular component (GO): Golgi apparatus; motile cilium; microtubule
Molecular function (GO): microtubule binding; small GTPase binding
Source: RefSeq, a predicted model, not a curated record